Molecule: messenger RNA, 161 nt
Organism: Symbiodinium necroappetens
Lineage: Eukaryota; Dinophyceae; Suessiales; Symbiodiniaceae
Source: the annotation of a GenBank genome assembly
AUGAGUGCUGCAGCGUGGCUGGCCGUGGCUGCAACCGCUGCAUGUGCGCAAUGUGCGCAAGAGGCGGCCUUCUGUUCGGAGGAGUCAGCAGAUGGAGCUACCCAUUGGCGACCGGAAAAGGAACUGUCCUAUACCAGCGAUGUGGAUAUGGUUUGGCUCCU